This is a messenger RNA of Myripristis murdjan (pinecone soldierfish), 2591 nucleotides long. It is a transcript of the gene sar1b, whose product is annotated as secretion associated, Ras related GTPase 1B. Gene Ontology annotation, biological process: intracellular protein transport. The record is from RefSeq and is a predicted model, not a curated record. The transcript has 7 exons. The coding region runs from base 219 to 815 and encodes 198 amino acids. Lineage: Eukaryota; Metazoa; Chordata; Actinopteri; Holocentriformes; Holocentridae. Gene Ontology annotation, molecular function: GTPase activity; GTP binding.
UGGUGGGGCAGAAACCGGAAGCGGCUCGACACAGGCUGGGAGUUGCUGGACAGCCAUUGCAGCGUCGUGGCUCAGUAACAAAACACGAAAGCAGAAGAAGAAAACCUGAAUCCGCAGGCUCUCUUUUGACCCGGGGACCAACUUUUUCAUGGUUGUAGCAGCAAACCCACAAAGUGAAUUCAUCUGUACAUAACUAACGGGAUUCAACAGCUCCGGAUAUGGCACAAUUAUUAGAUUGGAUUUAUAGUGGUUUCAGUAGCGUACUGCAGUUUCUAGGACUGUACAAGAAAUCCGGCAAGUUAGUAUUUCUUGGCCUGGACAAUGCUGGCAAGACAACGCUACUGCACAUGCUCAAAGAUGACAGAUUGGGACAGCAUGUGCCAACUUUACAUCCAACCUCGGAAGAGCUGACGAUUGCUGGGAUGACUUUCACCACCUUCGACCUUGGAGGCCACGCACAAGCCCGCAGAGUGUGGAAAAACUACCUCCCCGCCAUCAACGGCAUUGUCUUCCUUGUGGAUUGUGCGGACCACCCCAGAUUGGCCGAAUCAAAAACAGAACUUGAUGCACUAAUGACAGACGAGACCAUUGGAAACGUGCCUAUCCUGAUCCUUGGCAACAAGAUCGACCGACCAGAGGCCAUCAGCGAGGAGAAGCUGAGGGAGAUAUUUGGAUUGUACGGACAGACAACAGGCAAGGGUAACAUUGCCAUGAAGGAGCUGAACACAAGACCACUGGAGGUGUUCAUGUGCAGCGUGCUGAAGAGGCAGGGCUAUGGGGAGGGCUUCCGCUGGCUCUCCCAGUACAUCGACUAAAGCAGUCAUGCCCGAUAGCAACAACGCCGCCGCACCACUACCACCACCAUCAGGGGGCGCUAAAUCCGACCACCCAGACGCCCACCGUUGCCACCAGUACCACCAUACUCAGCCCCAUGUUUGGUUCAAUAAGUCUGCCUCCACUGUCAGAGAAACCAGUACAACUUGAUCCCAAUAGACUUUUAUUGGUCGAACAUUUGGUACCACACUCACAAGCAAGCAAACAAACAUACAUAAAUACAUACACACUUACAUACGCACACACACACACACACUCAUCUCUAUCUCUCUUUCUUUUUCUAAGAGAGGAACAGCGCCGAUUCCACAGCUGAGGUGUUCAAAUUCAGAUGGAUGAGUCUUUUCUAUAUCAUUUCCUGCCUUCUCCCCAUCUCAUUUUGCCAUCUAUUGCGUGUGCUGAUAAAUGCAUUAUAUCUGUAAAUCUGUACAUGAUACUAUUGGUAUACCAACGACCUCCCACCCAUACUCCCUGCCCCCUUCCUCAACACAUUCUGGGCAAUGAGAGAGAGUAAUGUAGUUGUACAUGUUGCAAUACACUUUUUUAACAGUAAAGGAGACAUUCAGCCUAGUAUUUAAUCACCACAUUUUGGUUUGUCUUUUCUCACUUUUUUUUCUUUUACAUGAUUUCAAUAAACAUAAAACUUGUGGCCACAUGUACAGCCCUCACCAUCAAGAAUUGUGUCUGUGUGGCUGUUCUACCCAUUUAUUAAAAACGGAGCAGUGCAUUUAUCUCAAUGGUUUGGAAAUAACAUCUAUGUCUUUUGUCACACAUUAUUUGGAAGUUAGGGCACUUUCCUUUACAAACAGGACUUUUCAAUCUUGUGGGCACAGUAGCACUGAAUGGGUCAAAGAGGUCUGUGGGGUCCCUUUUUUAUUUUAGAGAGACCUGAAGUGGAAAAAGACCACACAUCCAGUAAACUGGAGAUUUUAAUACACGAAACAUCAGCUAUUGUAACAGUUUUUCACCCUUUGUGAGGUUUGGUGAUGAAAAUGCAUAGAUAGCACAAUGACCAGAUUUUGAAAAGAAAACUAUUUAACUGUGAAUGAAACUAUUGAAUAAAAAGCUUGAUAAUAACAUGCAGUAAGAGACAAAGGAGGAAAGAAGAAAAACAGAGUUGGUUGGCAGUUUGUAACAUCUAGUAGUUGUCAAUAUUAGACGUCCAUCUUACAGAUGAUUUCCCCAGCGCAGACCUUUGACAAGGUGUAUCUAGUGACCAACUGUAGAUAACAGAGAACACACAGUUCCACAGUAGGAACUGACAGAUAGGCCUAAGACAUCUAUAAGAAAGGGACCAUGAAAAAAAACAUAUAUAUAUAUACACACAUAUAUAUAUAUAUAUAUAUAUAUGAACACAUACAUGAAAUGUACAUGAACAUCGUACAUGGAUUUUUUUUUAUAAGCGGUAUCCCUUGACCUAUGUGCAUUACCAGAAACUAUUAUGCAUGCCUUGUUCUUUUGAUUUUUAUUGACCAUUAUUCCAGCGAGUACAACAGGAGGGAAGAAGAUGCCAAAAUUUACAAUGUUGAGGAGUUUGAGAGCUGAUUGUCAUGUUUUCUGUUUUUUUUUUUGUUUUGUUUUGUUUUUUUUUUUAAAGGAAACAAUGGAAUUGCGCAUGAUACACACUUUCUGUUCCUGUCCCUUUGUGUCUCUUACACCCUCAUGACCACGUGAUGAGCUGUUCUGACAAGGGAGGGACUUGCUGUUGUUUGCAUCAUAAAAAAAUUGUAAUAAAUGUUUGCAAUGAAUAACAGGCUUAA